Lindgomyces ingoldianus is the source of this 1150-nucleotide messenger RNA. RefSeq lists its product as uncharacterized. The transcript is spliced from 2 exons. Gene Ontology annotation, molecular function: protein binding. The coding region runs from base 225 to 974 and encodes 249 amino acids. NCBI's taxonomy places the organism in Eukaryota, Fungi, Ascomycota, Dothideomycetes, Pleosporales, Lindgomycetaceae. The record is from RefSeq and is a predicted model, not a curated record.
CUGAAACUCCCCACAUCAGCUUGAACAUUGUUGGAUAUCCAUCUAGCUAUUCAUCAGCCCAGGUGUACCCUUACUAUACUUUUUCAGAGCCGGGGUCACCGGAUCAUUUGAUUUGGUGUUCGCUGCUUUCGAUAGUGUUGGCAACCUUUACAAUCUCAGACAAGUCUUGGAUCUCGGUUUCCGGAUAUAUUUCUAUGUCAUUUUACUAGACUUUAUAUUUAUCAAUGGUUGAUUCUAGCUUCCUUGGGUCGCGGGGACCUCCACUUAAGCGCAAAAGGUUGAUAUUUGGAGAAGAGUCACAAGCGUCGACAGUCAAGGACACUCGGAUUACCCAAACCCAAGCUCUCAAGCUAGAUGGCAAAACCAUAGAAGUUAUAGUUGGGCCAGAGCAGGAAAGGGCUUCUUAUCAGGUCCAUGAAGCGGUCAUUUGCGCGUCUGCCGAAUUCUUCCGCAAUGCAAUGAAACCCGAGUGGGCCUCGGCUCGGCCUGACCCUCGGGUUGUAGAGCUUCCAGACGACGUCCCAGCGGCCUUCUCUUUGUACAUGCACUGGAUCUAUUCGAAACGACUCCCCGUGCUGCCUGACCCAAAGGAAUUAGUCACAGGUGAGGGGGGCUACCACACCUUGGCAUACGCUUAUGUCCUUGGCGAGCGGCUUAUGGAUUUUGAGUUCAAGAAUGCUGUACAGGACGCAUACGUAUUAUACGCACGAGGUUCGCCUCCCACAAAACGGUAUUAUCCUACCAAUGAGGAGAUUCGCAUCAUCUAUGAUGGGACACGCGAGAACUCUCCAAUGCGGAAAUUUCUGGCUGAUAUUUGGACAUGGAGAGGCAAAUACGAGUGGAUUGAGAAAGACCGUGACCUUCCUCAAGAUUUCCUGGCCGACGUCACCACUGCGUUGUUGAAGACCCGACCUCCCAUCGAGGAUUUGUCGCGGCCAUGGAAAAAUUCGCACGAGCAGUAUCACGAUCACUAAAUAAUUCAUAAUCCCGAACUCCUUUAUUGCCGAAUAUCGACAGACUUUAAAUACGCGCGAGGUUUGCAAGUAUGCGCUUGUUCUAGCCCUUGUAGGUGAACUUGGAUAGGUAAAAACUUUCUGUCCUGUGGGCGGCUUCGACAUAAAAGUAGAGAACCAGGCGAGAUGAUCAAAAC